AUGUGUGUCGACAGUGCCGAUUCCGGAGACGUUUUGGUCUUACGUCUUUCGGGCUUGCUUCUACCACUCCAGGAGUGAUGAAGGACUGAGGUCUACAUUGUGCAAGCACAAUGCUCAAUUUUGUCGAGAGGGAAGGUGGUAGUGGAUUAGCAGGCUACGAUGUGGUUUGCAGUCUCUCUUGCAGCCUAUGCAACUCUCUACCACGUGGCCUACUGGAAAGCUUGAAUUUGCACCAUGGUUUUGCCAGUUGAUGCCAUCGAAAGCUUUGGGGCCUCGUCGUCAUUUUCUUUGAGUUGAGUGUUGACCUUAAAAACUCUUUUGAGUGUGGAAUUUGGGUCGCUCAAGACAUGGGGAUCAAAGAAGACGACGACGAUGAAGGAAAUGUGAAGAAGUACAUCGGCCGGACUGUCAAAAAGUAUUUUAAAGGGUAUGGUGAGUUCUCUGGGGAGGUUAUCUCCUUCAACAAGGCUCGCAAUUUUUUCAAGGUGAAGUACGCCGACGGCGAUAGGGAAGAGCUCGAUUUGUCGGAGCUGAAAGCCAUACUCGUGGACGUAGAGACGAAGGCCGUGAAGGAAAAUCCGAAGCUGAAAGGGGCAGCUAACGGAGGUGGACGGAAACGGAAGCGAGACCAACCUGUCAAAUACAGGAAGGGCGUUGUGGAGAAUGGACCGACGGAUAGGUGCAAAGAAGUUUCACAGAAUGCAGAAGUUGUUUUUAAGGAGGAAGUCCUGGGCAAACCACCGUCUCAGGAUUCGCAGCCCGGCAACAGCAUGGUUCCGAACGGGGUAGGUGCCGAAAGUCCCAAGAUUCCUGGAGAAGGUACUCAAGUAGACUCGGAUCGUCCCCAGGUUCAGACGGCGAUCAGCAUCAAUGGGGUUGUUCACGUUGAUGAACCGGCUGACAACCUCUCUGAAGGUAGAGGGAAGAAGAGGACUGUAGAAUGUGCUGCUCCAGUUGUAGAGACUACUCGGCCCACUCGCAUAAAAAAACGAGCCCGAGAUGCCUGGUCUUCCACUCCUGCAGGGCGCCAGAGAAACACUUCAGAUCAAUCUGGGCAGCAUCAGGCUGGAUCAAGUGUUGUUGAAGCUAAGCAGCCAAACGGUGUGAUCCAAAACCUCGUAGGUGCUUCUUCAUCGCUUCCUCCAGCAAUACCACAAUCUGCUGUGUCUGUUCAUCAGGUUAGUGGGGCCGAUUGCGACCAAAGUAUUGGUCAGACAUCUCACGGGAAGAGCUCAGCUACUUGUUCAGAGAUUUGUGGCCCAAAUUCCGUUCCUCUGGUUCCCAACCCCCCGACCGAGAAGCAGGUGGAAACCGUUGCAAAGGAUGUUUACAGCCUUCGAGCCAUUCGAGCGAUCUCGAGGUCUUUGCCCGUCCAACGACAAUUGGCCACGGCAGCAGCUGCUGAGGAAUCCGAGGCCACCGAAAGUGAUAUCAACCAUGUGGUUCUACCGAAGGAGGAAAUUGAGCCUGAAAUCCUCCCAUUGAAGGACCCAUUACCCGCUUCUUCCUCUACUUUGGGUCCUAUAGAAGAUUGCGUUGGCGAUCUUUUUCAAGUCUACAGUUUUUUGCGCUCUUUCAGUCAUGCGCUCUUUCUCAGCCCUUUCGGUUUGGAGGAAUUUGUUGUUGCGCUUACGUCUACUUCUGUCAGCCCCAUGCUGGACUGCAUUCACGUGAGCUUGUUACAAGGUUUGCGUCGUCAUCUGGAAAAGCUGUCCAAGAACAGCAACAAUUCUGCAACGUUCUGCCUGAGGUUGCUGGACUGGACCCUUCUCGACAAUAUAACCUGGCCAUCCUUUCUUAUGGCUUAUGCGCUCACUCAGGGUUUUUUAGAGGAGCGUGGAUGGUCCUUUCAAGCUGGCCUGAUCAGGAUAGAUUACUACAAGUUGCCUGCAGACAAAAAGUUGGCAUACCUAAAUUUCCUUUGCGACAAGGCCAUGGAAACCGAAGAUGUGAGAGGAGAAAUUAACCGACGUAUUUCUGCAGAGAACGAUUCAGAGAUUGUUGAAACCAAAGCGUGCAAUUCGAAGCGUCCUGAUAGGAGAAAUAGGGAAGUCUUGUCUUUGGAAAACGAGUUUGAAGAAGAGUUUGAGAGGAUGACUCGUCAGAAGCGAGAGUCUCUCAGUCAGAAAGCUGGAGUUCAAGGGUUGGUACCAGGAAAGACCACUCAGGCAGGAGAACCUAAACACCUUGAACGUGGUGAGGACGGAAAUCUAGACGAAUGUAUUUUAUGCGGCAUGGAUGGAGUUUUAAUUUGCUGUGAUGGAUGCCCCGCAGCUUACCACUCUCGUUGUGUGGGGAUCACCAAACAAGGACUCCCACCAGGAGAGUGGUUCUGUCCAGAGUGUCGGGCUGAUAAACUAGACAGUAAGGGUGUCCGUAUCCCCAAAGGUGUGAGAGGUGGAGAUUUGUUAUUUGUUGGUGCAGAGAACCAACGAUUCUUCGCAACCUGUGGCUACCUCUUAAUAUCAGAGUCAAGCUCAGAUACCGAUUCUUUCUACCGGUACUACAGCCCGGGGGAUAUGCCGAGGGUCGUGAAGUAUCUUGAAGAUGCGGGCCCAAGAUACGCCCCACUUCAAGCAGCUGUGCAGCAGCUAUGCCAGCCGGAUCUUGACUUUUCGUCAGCCGCAAAUCAACCAAUAUUAGCUGCCCAAGUUUCUGGAUCUAUCUCCGUCGAGGACAAGAAGGGUGAUUCGCCUGUCGUCGCCGACAUAGAAGGGGAUCCGAAGUUAACGAGCGGCACGUCUCCUUCAUCAAGUCCCUCGGUCCCUCUUGUUAAGUUGGAUACAGCCGCUUGCCUCGAGCCGCCUAUCAUCUCCGGUAUUGAAGGGACACCUCAUAAAGAGAAUCUCCCCGUUCAAGCCGAUGCUAAUGCAAGUGAUGUUGAUCUGGCUGUCACUCCGAAGGUAGACCCGGCGAGAGAUUUAAGCAAUGGUGAAGGCGCACCUGAGGAUACGCUUGAGCUUCGUGCCAUAGAGCAUUCUCCUGAAGGUGCACCAAAUCAACGGGCUGAACCACACUCACCUCUUCGCACAGGUGGGGCUUGUGGUGCUCAAAUGAACACGGAGACUGUUACAGACGUUGCCUCUGGAGGCGACAUGCACACACCAUUCAAUGGAUGGGGAGAGCUCAACAUUGAGCAAAAGGAUGGAGUAACUGAUUCUGGGAAACCGAUCCCUAUCGCGCACUAUAUGUAUGCGAAGCUUUUUCCUCGACAAGUCGAGAGUAACUUCUCAUCGCUGACUCAAAUCAAUGCAUGUGCGUACAUCAAUAAAUAUACGAAUGGGGAUAUCGUUUUUACUGCUGCGACGUACCUAUCUGCUAUGGCUAGUAAUGCGGAGGAUGCUUCAGAUGACAAAGGAGGAUCCCAGAAGAAGGUCAAACCUUCGAACACUGCAGACCAAUUGAAAGCUUUCUCUCAGGCUGCCCCUAAUUUCUUCUGGCCGAGUCUGAAGAAGAGAGCCAUGGAAGCUCCGAAGGAGAAAUGUGGUUGGUGUGUUAAUUGCAGGACACCAAAUCGCAAGGGUUGUCUGCUUACUCAAGUGACAGGACAGAUUUCUGGGGGUGCUGCAGGAGUAUCUGGAGGAAUAAAGCCUAUCAAAGGACCUCCUGGUCACUACGCUGCAGUUGCAGCGUACAUGUUGUACAUGGAAGAGACUCUACAUGGUCUGUUAGAUGGUCCCUGGGAAGUGGCUGGUUACAGGAAAGCUUGGCGUAAACGUGUUGAGCAGGGCAUGUCAAUCGAGGACGUCCGACGGGCUCUUCUAGAAAUGGAGUUUAACCUUCGUAAGAUUGCUCUAUCAGCGGAUUGGGAGAAGGUUGUGGAAGAUGCUCCUCCUUUUAUUUCCAAUUAUGUGAUAUCCGUCAGUGGAGCUGGAGCUGCUGGGCCGAAGAAGGGUGCUCCUAAAAGGCGAGGUAGACCACCAACUGUGUCGAAAACUCCAGCCGUUUUUGCUUAUGACGGAGGUUGUUUUGGAGUCAAGUGGUGGAGAGGUGGUAAACUCUCUCGACAAGUUUACAACUGGGAAAGUCUUCCUCGGGCAGCAUUGAAGCGUGCCGCACGACAAGGUGGGAUGAAGGAAAUACCCGAACUAGUGUACUCAAAGACCUCAGAUCUUCCUCGAAGAACACAACUACAAGCUUGGAGGGCGAAAACAGAGAAGAUUUCUGCAGUCGCUCAACUCGCUGUCCAGGUGAGAUGCUUGGAUAAGUACAUUAAGUGGACUGAGAUCGUUUCUCCGUGGGAUGCAUCUACCCACAACAUCAAAUCCUCAGUCGACAAUAAGAUGACCAAAGCUGAGAUCUUAUCGAAAUCAGAAGAAGAUGGUUGUAUAAAGUAUCUGCUCUAUAUUCCAAAAGAUGGUGCGGAUGUCAGUGAUUCUACUCACCAACAACUUGACCUUGCGAAUGGCAACGCUACAAGCAAGAAGGUGCCAUCAGCAGGUUCUAAAGAAGGAGGCAGUGAACAAUGGAGUCUGGAUAAAGAUGUGCCACUGUGGUUGUUGAAGGACUACGAGCAGAAAAGACGCAAGUCUCAACAUGUGAAGCUACACAAAUCUGUGAAGUUUCGUAAAUUACAAACGCCUGUUGUAGAGAGGAAGCUUUCGUUCUGGGACAUGAUAAGCGAUCCUCACCUAUACGAUUCACACGAGCCUUUGAAACUGUCAAACUGGAUAUGUGGAUUUUGUCAUCUCAGCUGCUUGAACAGCCAAUCUAUUCAGUGCCAGCGUUGUACCGAGAAAUUCCACAUCGCUUGUACAGAAGUCGAAGAAACCAUCGAUGGACGCGACAAAGUAGCCGUUUGUAAGAGUUGCGCAAAACUUCGACUAAGUCAGCGGAACCGGAAGCCCUCGUACAAGAUACGCAGCAUGCAAUCUCAUUAUCCCGAAGGCAGUUUUGUUGGCGCUAGCAAAGGUAUUCCAAUGGGAGAUGCAGAUGAAGUGGGUGGUAAAUCUGGUUCCAACUCAAAAUCGUCAAGGAAGAAGGAUAGAGGCUCUUCUAUGGCUAGCCACUCAUCUCCGGAGAAGGAUGAUUCACCUCAAGGAAGAAGGAAGUCCGGACAGAGGAGGAAUGGUCUCCUAAGUGGAUCUGAACAUGAGUCUUCCGAUUCUGAAGAGAGAGAUUCUGAGAAGAGAGCCUACACCCGGCUUUCAGCAGAUUCCAGUCAUUUGCUAGCCAAUAGUCCAGGGAAGGGGGGAGGAAGAAGUAAAUCCGGAAGGAAAUUGAAGAGCCUCCAAGCUGUUGGAAGGGAGUUGCAUCUUAGUCCGGAUACGGUCCAGGUAGAAAGGAGAACCUCAUCGAGGAUCAAGAACAGUAUGUCUCCUAGUAAAUGCCCUGCUGUAAAUGAGGAUGAACAUGUGAAGGUCAAAUUGAAAAUUGGAAAGAGUCUUCCAAAUCACACUCCUGCCGUGUCGAGCAAAGAAGAUGAAAAUCGGCUCGCUUCUAAGAGGAACAUGGGAUUGUCCAAAGACGGUGCCCCAUCCGAAGCAGAAUUUUCUGAGGAUGAUUUCGAGUUUGCCCUCACGGACAAAAAGAAAUCCCCACAAAAGCGGAAAAGGUUAAAAGUUCUUCUGAAGGGUCUGCCAAUAACAAGCGAAGAUGCUGAUAGUCCUAACCCUCUUGUUCGGAACGAGAAGAGGAAGGCCAGCAACGGAUUGCAGUACGUUCGUCGGAAGAAGAAGUCUGAUGAGGAUGUUGCGAGGUUUCGGCAGGAAAGAUUGGUGUUUGCGGGUCACGUGGACAUAGAUCCGAACAAUGUGCCACGAUGUUCUCUGUGCUCUGAAGGUUACGAUCCUGCCUACUCCUUCAUCAGUUGCGAGUGGUGUGAAGAGUGGUAUCAUGGAGACGCAGUAGGUCUGACACAAGAAGAUGUCCCACUCCUUAUGGGGUUCAAGUGCCACAAAUGUCGUAAAUGUCGAGCCCCUUCUUGUCCGAUCAGCGGCACACGACAACGACCUGCAGCGAAGCUGACGACCUCACUGUCUUCAAUAGGCGAGCAUAAUGUGAAUCUCUGGGCCAGCAAUACUGGUUCAGGUCAGCUUGAUCUGCCUAGUGACUUUUCGUCACCGCUAGAUCUGUCAUCCCGGGGUACGGCAGCCCUAUCUUUUACUGAGCUUCUAGCCUCAGAUGAUGAUUAUCUGGAAGGUGUUGCAGGACCUGAAAUCCCCUUAGGAACUGCAUGGGUAGAUGCCCCAGUCUCUGCAUCUGGAGUUGCUUCAGGUGCCGCCGCUUGGUGCGGAGCUGAUGGAGUUGACGAAAAUUUAGCCGGAGCUGCAGAAUGGAAUAACAGAAGUGCAGGCCUAGCAGGAACUUCGGGAGCGGGCGCAAGUGCUGACUGGUCUCGACGCGAAACAACACCAGGGUCCUCUGAUUUGGACCCUGCCGUUGGCUGGACUGCAGCUGAACGGCUUGCAGUACCCACUGGAGUCGGCCCAGUUGCUGGUUGGACUGGUGGAGAAGGAUCGGCUUCGAUGGCCCCGGGAGCAAGGUGGGUUGGACCAACGGAGGACUUACCUUCUGCAGCUACUCCAUUGGCCCCCGACGCCUAUGGAGGCGCUGCUGCUUUCACCAGUGUACAAGAAGGACCUGGCCGACCAUCUAGUCUCGUAGCUCAGGUACAAGCAGAUCCAGAACCUUUGCCACAACCGGAAGGCAAAGAAUCAGAGGGUUCGCAUGAGCAAGGAGUCGGUGAAUGUUGAAUAGGUAGCAAAUAAUAUUGGCGUAGGAUUACAGUUAGGCAAGUGUAUAGGUGCACGUCUAGGAUUGUCCCUCCGUUUUUUAAUCGUAAUACCUCAUAAGGAGUGGCACGUUCUUCAACUCCAACCUUGUUAAAAUUAGACCUAGUUUUUCCCCUGCAAAUGGGAGCAAAAAAUACUGUAGUUUAGUCUCACAUUUAAGGGCAUACUAGCUUCCCAGUGAUUCAUCGAUUUGCGGAACAAUUCUUUGGUAAUCAUUCCCUGGAACAUUGCCCAGGUCCUUCUACCCGUUUCUGAGUGGUUUUGCACGAUGUUAGUUGUGUCGGCCAUCAAGAUGAUUGCCUUUACGUCAUACCGUCACAAAAUCUCCCCAUCAUCUCCAGUCCGGGACAAUGCCACACCUGUCGGGCUUUGCCUUAGGAAAGCAAAAUAACAUGAACAUGAUGUAUUACUUCUUG
Marchantia polymorpha subsp. ruderalis is the source of this 7150-nucleotide messenger RNA. NCBI's taxonomy places the organism in Eukaryota, Viridiplantae, Streptophyta, Marchantiopsida, Marchantiales, Marchantiaceae. The record is from the annotation of a GenBank genome assembly.